AUGGAGCUUGAAUGCGAAAUUGCAAACUCCCCGAGCACUUCAGGAACCCCCAGGGAGUACAAGGUGGUGAUGCUGGGAUCAGGCGGAGUGGGCAAAAGUGCAAUGACCAUGCAGUUCAUAAGCCAUCGGUUCCCUGACUACCACGAUCCCACCAUAGAGGAUGCGUAUAAAACGCAAGUACGGAUAGAUGAUGAACCUGCCUAUCUCGACAUCCUUGACACUGCAGGACAAGCAGAAUUCACAGCCAUGAGAGACCAAUAUAUGCGAGGUGGAGAGGGCUUCAUCAUUUGCUAUUCCAUCACGGACCGGCAGUCCUUUCAAGAAGCUUCGGAAUUCAAGGAGCUCAUUUAUCGCGUCCGGCAUACCUACAACAUACCCUUGGUGUUGGUGGGGAACAAAAUUGAUCUCCAGGAGUUUAGGCAGGUUUCCAGAGACGAAGGUAUGCACUUGGCCCAGGAGUACUCCUGCCCCUUCUUCGAGACGUCGGCUGCCUUGCAUUUCUACAUUGACGACGUCUUCCAUGAACUAGUGAGAGAAAUCCGCAGGAGGGAGAAGUCACUGCCUCAGGCAGAGGGAAAAUCGAAAAGCAAAGACAGUUUGUGGCAAAAACUGAAAGGAUCUUUGAAGAAGAAAAGAGAGAGCCCCUCUUGA
Molecule: messenger RNA, 651 nt
Organism: Varanus komodoensis (Komodo dragon)
Lineage: Eukaryota; Metazoa; Chordata; Lepidosauria; Squamata; Varanidae
Gene: RIT2
Product: Ras like without CAAX 2
Exons: 5
Coding region: 1-651 (216 amino acids)
Biological process (GO): Ras protein signal transduction; positive regulation of neuron projection development
Cellular component (GO): plasma membrane
Molecular function (GO): GTPase activity; GTP binding; calmodulin binding
Source: RefSeq, a predicted model, not a curated record